This is a messenger RNA of Chanos chanos (milkfish), 1787 nucleotides long. RefSeq names its product growth arrest-specific 2a (gene gas2a). The record is from RefSeq and is a predicted model, not a curated record. Gene Ontology annotation, molecular function: actin filament binding; cytoskeletal adaptor activity; microtubule binding. The coding region runs from base 2 to 970 and encodes 322 amino acids. Lineage: Eukaryota; Metazoa; Chordata; Actinopteri; Gonorynchiformes; Chanidae. The transcript is spliced from 7 exons. Gene Ontology annotation, cellular component: actin filament. Gene Ontology annotation, biological process: actin crosslink formation.
GAUGUGCAGUCCUCUGAGCUCUAAGCAGUGCUCCAGUCCGGGCCUGACUGAUGUGCAGCAGUACAGUCAGUGGUUGGCCAGCCGACAUGAGGCCAGUCUACUGCCCAUGAAGGAAGACCUGGCCCUCUGGCUCACCAGCAUGCUAGGUGUGGAGAUCACUGCAGAAACAUUCAUGGAGAGGCUGGAUAACGGAGUCCUGUUGUGUCAGCUGGCUGAAACACUGCAGGAGAAAUUCAGACAGAGUAAUGGAGAGGUGCCUGCACUGGGCAAGCCAAUCCCCAGCCGGCGGAUCCCCUGUCGGGUAAGUGCUCCGUCGGGUUCCUUCUUCGCCCGGGAUAACACGGCUAAUUUCCUGUCCUGGUGCCGUGAGGUGGGCGUCGGUGAAACGUGCCUGUUUGAGUCGGAAGAUCUUGUUUUACACAGACAGCCGCGGGAGGUGUGCCUGUGUCUACUGGAGCUGGGGAGAAUCGCAGCCAGGUAUAAGGUGGAGCCUCCAGGGCUGAUAAAGUUGGAGAAAGAGAUUGAACAGGAGGAGGAGGCCCCGUUACCUCCACCAUCGCCUGCCUCCUCUCCCUCCCCUGUUUCUCCCAUCACUCCGACCAAAUGCACCUCCAGCAAGAGGAGCACAGGCAAACUGUUGGAUGAUGCCGUGAAGCAUAUUGCCGAGGAUCCGCCCUGCAAGUGCCCGAAUAAGUUCUGUGUGGAGCGGCAGUCCCAGGGACGGUACCGGGUCGGGGAGAAGAUGCUCUUCAUCAGGAUGCUCCAUAACAAACAUGUGAUGGUUCGUGUGGGUGGGGGAUGGGAGACAUUCGAGAGUUACCUGUUAAAACACGACCCCUGUCGAAUGCUCCAGAUCUCCCGUGUGGAGGGCAAGACCUCGCCCAUCUCCAACAAGUCGCCCAACAUCAAAGACCUUUCUCCGGACAGCUACCUGGUUGUGGCUGCCCACUACCGCAGUAGCAAGAAGUAAAGAUACGGAAAGACAGCAAGGGGAGGGGGACGAGAAGAGAGAGAGAGAGAGAGAGAGAGAGAGAGAGAGAGAGAGAGAGAGAGAGAGACAGAGGGAGAGAGUUUGGUUUCUUUUUAAUCAAAAUGUUGAAGUUAGGUAUAGCUUUCUGUGGUGUGGAGUUUGAAAUCCUGGGUUCUAUGCGUCAUAGCUGAAACCUUUGCCAUUUCUGUAUGCCUGUCCGAUUCAGCUCUCUGUCUUGCCAAAGAGUGACCUGUCUGAGUGGCUAGGCUCUACUGUUUCUCUGUCUGCAUUAGACUGCUGUUGUGUAGAAGACACAGCGCCGUUGCAACAAUAACUUUGCUUUUGCAUCCAAACUGGGAUUUGUAGUCUGUAACCACCUGAAAUCUGUUGCUAAUGAUUGCUAAUGAUCGUUACAGUGUAACUCAGUAAGCAGAAAAACAGCGCAGUUUGUUUGACUUAAGGAUGUAGUUCUCUAAGAUGUCGUGGCUUUUAUAACGGCUGGCUUUUGCAGUGAUGGUCAUUGGUGUUUAGAGGCAGAGGUUUGUCGUACUUCGGGAACAAUUUUCAGACGUACGUGAGCGCGGACAGACUCGUGGACAAUCGUGGUUUUUUUUAGCCUGGGGUUAUGACUGGUAUAUGUUUAGCGUAGAAAAGGGCGAUUCUGUUUUUAAAGGUUCCUUGUUAGGUUUUUAUUUCCUGCGUACUUCUAAAGGGUUUCGGUUGGCUGGAGGUUCCUUCGUUGCAGUCAGUACUUACGUUACGCUGUUCUGCUAAUUGUUUUUUUUUUUUUUUUUUUUUAUUAUUUCUUAUUUCUCUA